Messenger RNA from Lycium ferocissimum, 414 nucleotides. RefSeq lists its product as uncharacterized. Lineage: Eukaryota; Viridiplantae; Streptophyta; Magnoliopsida; Solanales; Solanaceae. The transcript has a single exon. The record is from RefSeq and is a predicted model, not a curated record. Bases 1 to 414 code for a protein of 137 amino acids.
AUGGGAUUCUCAGAAAGGGUGAUAGAUAUGGUUUUCAAAAUCAUAAGCAAUAAUUACUAUUCAGUUUUGGUGAAUGGGCAACAACAUGGAUUUAUUCAGUCCUCAAGAGGCGUAAAGCAAGAGGACCCUUUGUACCCUACUUUAUUCAUUUUUGUAGCUGAUGUUUUAUCCAAGAAUUUGAAUCAACUACAUCAGAAGCCUCAUUUUAAAGGGUUUGGAAUGCCUAAGUGGAAUUCAAAAGUAAAUCAUUUGUCCUAUGCUGAUGAUAUGAUCAUUUUUACAUCAGCAGAUGUUGUUUCUCUACAGUUGAUCUUGGAUAUUUUGAAGAAAUAUGAAACAACUUCUAGCCAAAAGAUUAACAUGGAGAAGAGUUCUGUCUACAUGCAUACAAAUGUCCCUGGAGACAUUAGAUAA